Messenger RNA from Sesamum indicum (sesame), 1718 nucleotides. Its product is annotated as Pentatricopeptide repeat (PPR) superfamily protein. The record is from RefSeq and is a predicted model, not a curated record. Gene Ontology annotation, molecular function: protein binding. NCBI's taxonomy places the organism in Eukaryota, Viridiplantae, Streptophyta, Magnoliopsida, Lamiales, Pedaliaceae.
GACUUCUAAAAACAGACGACGUAAUAUGCAAAUUGGCCUAGUAGAGCGUGAUGCUAUUCUAAGCCCGACGCUCUGUACCUCCAACGCGGGCUCUUCCUCCUCUGUCCCAUUCGCGAAGCCACCAAAUGGAAAGAUGAUCUUGCUAUCAUUUCUCGUUUACAGACCCAAAUUCUGCCAACCCAUCUCCCAGUUUCCACUCCUUUCCUCAAUUCUCUUCGCAAGAUUGAAUUUUUCACUCCAUUUCCAUCGCUUUGCUCCUUCAAAACCCUCCCAUGAUAAUGGUAAUGGCCACUAUCCCGAUCUCCUCAGUUACAAAGACUGGCUAAGCCCACCUGAAGCAAUCAGAAUUUUCCAGCACCUGAAAGAUCCCGAUUUGACCCUCCCACUCUUCGCCCAACUCUCAAGCCGCAAAGACUACAGGCCCAAUGAAUCCCUUUACGCCACACUCAUCAACAAGCUCGCACUUGCCAGGAACUUCGACGGGAUUGAGACGCUCAUGCAAAGAAUCAAGGUUGAGCGAAAAUGCCGCCUUUCUGAUGGAUUUUUCCGGAAUGUGAUCAAGAUUUACGGCCAUUCUGCUGGUAGAAUUAACAAGGCAAUCGAAACCCUUUUCGAUAUGCCGAAUUACAAGUGCUGGCCCAGCGUGAGGACCUUCAACUUCGUGUUGAAUCUGCUGGUUUCUACUAAGCAGUUCGAGGUCGUGCAUGAGGUGUACAUGGGGGCUUCCAAGUUGGGCGUCGAGAUUGAUGCUUGUUGUUUGAACAUAAUUAUUAAAGGCUUGUGUGAGUGCGGCCAGAUAAAUGCUGCCUAUAAGGUGCUCGACGAAUUCUCUGAGCAGAAAUGUAGGCCUAAUGUGAAGACAUUUUCAACUAUAAUGCACGGGUUGUGUGAGCGUGGUCGUGUGGAUGAAGCUUUUACUUUGUUGGAGAGGAUGGAGACGGAAGGCGUGGAGCUGGAUGCUGUUGUGUUUAAUAUACUGAUAUCUGGAUUGAGGAAGCAAGGUAGAGCGGAAGAGGGGAUUCAGCUUUUUGACAGGACUAUGCUCAAAGGAUGUAAUCCAAAUCCGGGGACUUACCAGGAGGUAUUGUAUUGCAUGCUUGACUCAAAGAAGUUUCAUGAAGCAAAGAAUUUCUUGAAGAGAAUGAUGGAAAAGGAUAUAAAUCCAAGCUUUGAGUCUUACAAGUUGGUUAUACAAGGCUUCUGUGGUGAGAAUCUUGUUGAAGAUGUGGAAUGGGCGUUGAAGCAGAUGGUUGGGCAUGGAUUUGUGCCAAAGAUGGGAAUGUGGAAGCAGAUGGUUCAGUGUAUAAUGGCGGAUAAACAGGCCAUCAAUAUCUUGCGAUUUGUAUGAUGGAACUGACAGGAAGUGAUCUAACUCAAAGCAUCAUUUUGCUAUUAUAUCGUCUGCAAGAUUAUACACUGAGGACUGGAUCUGCAGAUCGAAGUUUCACGUGAAGUGGAACUCAUCCUUUGCUCCGAACAGAGUGCUGGAGUACCUGCUUGAGAGGUGGCAGUACGCAAUGUCAAAUUGGGUUCCAGAUGCAUUCUUCGAGCGACAGAGCCCAUGACGUGAAAUUACCACCUCUCUAGUCGCAUCUUCGACGGUCUCAGUUGCAAUUCUUGGUCACCCCUUUCACCGACUUAGGGAACAUAUUUUUAGUGCCUGUUGUUGAGGAUAUCUUCUUUGGGGUGUAAUACAAAUUUGCUUACCUUGAUGACAA